Messenger RNA from Oncorhynchus gorbuscha (pink salmon), 3126 nucleotides. Its product is annotated as galactosylgalactosylxylosylprotein 3-beta-glucuronosyltransferase 2-like. Gene Ontology annotation, cellular component: Golgi membrane. Lineage: Eukaryota; Metazoa; Chordata; Actinopteri; Salmoniformes; Salmonidae. The transcript is spliced from 4 exons. The coding region runs from base 624 to 1529 and encodes 301 amino acids. Gene Ontology annotation, biological process: chondroitin sulfate proteoglycan biosynthetic process; carbohydrate metabolic process. Gene Ontology annotation, molecular function: galactosylgalactosylxylosylprotein 3-beta-glucuronosyltransferase activity. The record is from RefSeq and is a predicted model, not a curated record.
AAGUCUCCCUUUCUCCCUCCCCUCCUCCUCUCUUUCUCUCCCUGUCCAUUCCAAUCUUUCCCGUCCCCUCUCAUCGCUGUCUCUCCUCUCUCUGCACUGACGCUCCCGCACCUGCUUCUCCCCACUGCCCAUCAGACACCGAGUUAAGCCGCAUUCAUCCCGGGAAUGAUGUCCCUUUCUCCCAGACACUACGGGAGUAGCGGCCGGUGGAUAUCUGCGAAAAGCUAUUUCUGGUUUAUCGAAAAGGUUGUGGGUUGAAGGCAUGUGAAGACUGCGUUUGGGAUUAAAUGUUGUUUUUUGAGGGGUUCGUUUCGUCGCUCUCGUUCGAGGGAUGUGAGGCACUUCUCCACUUUCAUCUGGGAAGAGACUCAUCAGCAAACAGUCCCUACGGGACGCGGACGUGACUAUGUUUUCAUAACCCUAAACGGGAUGAAUUUUGAUAUUUAUUUGUGUAUUGGAGAUAAACAAAGUCUUAAUUUCUAAAAAUGGGAUUUACGUGGUCUCUUAAAAUAGCUUUGGAGAGUGCAAAUUGUUGUUGCAUGAUCGUGGUGGGAUGCUUGGAUGUGAUGGAGUGAGUGAGAUAGAGUGAGUGCACCGCUCGUUUAUCACCUAACUUCGGCAAAAUGAAAUCGCUCUUCUACAGCCGCUUCUUCAUUCUCCUGCCCUGGGUCCUCAUCGUCAUCAUCAUGAUCGAUAUUGACACCAAGAGGACACCCGUGCGAAGUCCAGUCCUGGGCCGCGCCGGGGGCGCACAGCGGCAUGACAGAACCAGACUUCCUCGGGCCAAUCGCUCCGCUCUCCCAGUAAUCUACGCCAUCACUCCGACCUACAACCGGCCAGUCCAGAAAGCUGAACUUACCCGGCUCGCUAACACCUUCUGCCAGGUUCCUCGCUUCCACUGGAUCGUAGUGGAGGACUCGAGCGUGCGCACAGAGCUGGUGGUGCGCUUUCUCUCCCACUCCGGGAUGCCAUACACACACUUGAACAUCUUUACGCCCCGCCGGUUCAAACGGACCGGGAUGCCUCGUGCUACUGAGCAGAGGAACACGGCUCUAUCAUGGCUACGGUCACAUCGCUCUCGGAAGGACGUUGGGGUAGUAUUGUUCGCAGACGAUGACAACACAUACAGUCUGGAACUGUUUGAAGAGAUGCGUUCAACACGGGGUGUGUCAGUGUGGCCAGUUGGGCUGGUCAGUGGGCGGCGGUACGAGCGUCCCAUAGUGGAGAAGGGCAAAGUGGUGGGCUGGUACACUGGCUGGAGGCCCGACCGUCCCUUCGCUAUCGACAUGGCAGGUUUUGCAGUAAACCUCCAGGUGGUUCUGGGGAGCCCGCGGGCGCUGUUUAAGCGCAGGGGUUCCCAGCCCGGCAUGCAAGAGUCUGACUUCCUGAAGCAGAUCACGAAGGUGGGAGACCUGGAGCCGAAAGCCAACAACUGCACAAGGGUGUUGGUGUGGCACACUCGUACAGAGAAGGUGAAUCUGGGCAACGAGCCCAAACAUCGACAGGACAGUAUGGUCAUCGAGGUCUAAGGGGCGUGAUAACCAGAAAGGAAUUAACAAGCCCAUUGGUCGGACAGACUGCCAGUAAUUUAUGGAACUACACUACCGAUAGCACAUUGCUUGACCAUAACCUUGACUACACUACAAUGGACACUUUAGACCAAUUGCAUGGAUGGGAACUGCUGCCUGAAUGUUGUGAUUGACUCAAUGAGGUCCCCGAUUAAUUUGUAACUCAAAGUGGACCCAAAUGCACUGGGGUGACCUGUGCGUUCCCAGUGGACUCUGCUCUUGUACUGCAAUAUGUGGACCAGUCCCUUAUGAGUGGACUUCCUCUGAAGUAUGUGGGCUAAACCUGUCUGUCUGUGUUUGUGUGUGUGUGUGUGUCUGUCUGUCGGUCUGUGCCUGAUCAUUGAGCAUGUGAGUUCAGUUUGUAUGAAACGGAACAAGAUUUGUGUUCAGUAUGUGUGUUUAUCUGUAAAAGGAAGUGCGAAGUAGAUCACUUGCUGGGUGCCGAUGAACGGUGGACAUUCAUCAUGUUGAAUAAUUGAGAAAUGACCAGAAAAUGCCAUCUGAUGUUCUAUAGUCAUAGGUGACAGGACAGCCACCAGUUGUGUACUGCCAACGUUAAUGUUGGUCUUCUUGGCCUCACGUGUCUGUGGGUCUGACACACUGGACUACAAAGAACAAACUCCAGGAGUACGACUUCUAUUCCAAAUGAACCCUCUUGUAAAAGAAGGAAAAAGAAAAGAAAAUAACCAAAAGAUAAACUACAACUUUACAAUAAAAGAGUCAUUGGAUAAAAAUGGUCACACAGUUCAUGGCUAUUCACUGUUUAAUGCACGGAAACUAGUUUUCUCUGUACUAGGCAGCAGAAAAUGUAAACACCAUUAGAAAAAAACCUGGAGUACGCGCUGUGUGUUCUCAUGAGCGUAUAUAUGUGUGUGUGUGUGUUCUCUUUCGUUAUUUUUUUGGCAGAGGGAUAGAAUCUCCACCUUAGAACCACACUACACAAUAUCUGUGUGUGUGUGAACGUCUGGGAUUGGGUGUGUUUGUUCUGUUGUAGUUUUGUCCCAUAUUCCCCCAUCUCCUAUAGUAUUUAUUCACUUGGAUUUCCUAUUCCACCUCUAUAUAAUCUAUUGAAUGACAUCAAGCAGGAUUAGACAGAGAUUAUGACAUAAUAGAGACCCGGAAGUACACAUGAUGUUGAGACGACCGUUCCAAUCUCUGACAGCUCCAUUAGGCUCCCAAUGUCAACACACUUCCUGAAUCAUCUGGAGCUUUAUGUCGUCACUACUAUCAUAUCUUUCCUCAUACCAUUCUGGUCUCCUUCCCCACCCAUCCCUUGUUAGCUCCUUGCCCCACUGACUGUCUUCCAGGUUUGUUUGCCUCAAUCUAAUGUCUGAUUCACACUCUAUGGCCGAGCCGAACCAUACUGCGCCGGCUCAGAUAUUGUCUUUUCACAUUGUCAUGUCCGGCACGGUCCAGCACGGUUCUAGCAACUAAUGUGAACACGUAACACGCUCAUUUGUGUGAAUCAUGCAUAACAUUUGCGUCGUCUUGUACUGCACACAACCAAACACCACAGUAAGAUAGGGGACAGCAGAACACAACAUGACUGGGAGGGAUA